CAAAAUUCCUACGCUUAUUUUCGUAAAAUCUCAAUUUUUUGAUGUUCCAUGACGCUAAACGUCUAUAUCGUUACAUCUCUAGAAACUGCCUGGUUAAAAUUAUAUAUUGACAGAUGGUAAAGUCGUCCUCUGUCGGUGAUAUUCCGAAAGUAGUAUCGAAACGAAAAGCUCUUUUGGCAUAUUUUCUCAUAUAUAAAAGUUAGCCGAAAAUGGCUUCGUUGUGUACAAGAAUUGUUACGUCUUCAGCCAGAAAGCAUGUUCUUUCAAGUAGUUACAGAUUCGCUUCUAAAGUUACCAUGGGAGAUCCUCUUGAACAUGCAACUGGGUUAGAAAAACGAGAAUUAUUAGCGAAAGUAGCGGGUAAUGACAAUCCUUUCGAUAUUAAAGUAAUCAAAAGAGGCCCAGGUACCAAAGCUCAACCAAACGAAAUUCCAUCAGCUUUCGACGCCCGUUUAGUAGGCUGCGUUUGUGAAGAAGAAUCCACAAGUAUAAAUUGGAUGUGGCUGCACAAGGGCGAACCUAAAAGAUGCGAAUGUGGACAUUGGUUUAAUUUAGUACACAAAGCACCUGUAUAAAAUUUUCAUUUGUCCUAGAGCAUUGAGAGUAAACUAGUUCAUUAUAAUAAA
Molecule: messenger RNA, 626 nt
Organism: Diorhabda carinulata
Lineage: Eukaryota; Metazoa; Arthropoda; Insecta; Coleoptera; Chrysomelidae
Product: cytochrome c oxidase subunit 5B, mitochondrial-like
Exons: 2
Coding region: 210-575 (121 amino acids)
Biological process (GO): mitochondrial electron transport, cytochrome c to oxygen
Cellular component (GO): mitochondrial envelope
Source: RefSeq, a predicted model, not a curated record